AUGAGAUCUUCCAUGAAUCAUGAGAGCAAUUUUAAUGAAUUUUUUUUUCUUUUCCGCAAAAAUUUAUAUUAUCACAAAAUAAAAUUAGACCGUUGGUUACCUUGCAUCUCCAAACAGAAUAAAAAAAAUUAUCAAUUGUAUGAUCAAACCAUUGAAAGACUCCAUUCUUAUUGUUGUUAUCAUGCAGGAGUAAGCAAAGAUGGGUUAAUCCGACAUUUCUUCCACAGGCCAUCCAAAGCAUACACCACCGGAACAAGAAAGCGAAGAAAAGUACACACAGACAUAGAUGGCAACGAGACUCGUUGGCACAAAACAGGCAAGACAAGGCCUGUUUUCAUUAAUGGCAAAGUGAAAGGUCAUAAGAAGAUACUCGUUCUCUACACCAACUAUGGAAAACAAAGAAAACCAGAGAAAACAAACUGGGUUAUGCAUCAGUACCACCUUGGCAACAACGAAGACGAGAGAGAUGGAGAGUUAGUGGUUUCAAAGGUUUUCUACCAAACACAACCUAGACAAUGUGGCUCUAUCAUGAAAGAACCAUCACCUUCGAAAUCAAAGGGUCUGAAAUUUAAGGAACAUAAUAACAUUGUUGAAUACUACAAUCCAACACUCAUCUCCUUCGAUCAAGGUGGCCACUGCGAUCCGGCAAGUCCUCCGCCGGUGAUUCCCAAUUUUAAUGUCCAUGUCGGGUCAUCCAUUGUUUCUUGAACACAAUGUUAGGGUGGCUAUAUAGGAGAAAAAGCUUAUUUGUUCUAUUAAAAAUACAGAAAUUAAUCACAGAGCAUGACACAAUUUUCUUAUAUAGAAGUGGGAUCUUAAAAGUGUAAGAUCCAUUUCAUAUAAGAGAUUUGUGUCUAAUUUUUUUGAUCGAUUUCUGUAGAUCUUUUUUCCAAAGCUUAUUUUGCAUGUAUAUCUUGUUGAAAUUGUUGUUUAGUAUUAAUGAACCUAUUGAUCAAAUAAGGGUGAAUAAGGAGAAAGGUUAAAGACUUAA
This is a messenger RNA of Camellia sinensis, 991 nucleotides long. The record is from RefSeq and is a predicted model, not a curated record. NCBI's taxonomy places the organism in Eukaryota, Viridiplantae, Streptophyta, Magnoliopsida, Ericales, Theaceae.